AUGAAACUAAUCUAUGAUGGUUUGUAUUAUUUCUAAUUAGUGUUUAUUCAUUAGGAAAAUUCCUAAUAGCUGAAUUUCCUGCAUUAUGGGUAAUUAUUUAUAAAUAAAUAUAGUAUCGAUACUGCUCUUUGCACAUUUGGAUCAAUAACUACUUCAAUUUUCUAAAAGAAGUUUGCUUAUGUGCUUUAAAAUUUCAAUUUUUAGUUUUAUUACAAUUUUAAUUCUGACUUAAAUAGACAGAUUUAGUGA
This is a messenger RNA of Paramecium pentaurelia, 249 nucleotides long. Lineage: Eukaryota; Ciliophora; Oligohymenophorea; Peniculida; Parameciidae. The record is from the annotation of a GenBank genome assembly.